This is a messenger RNA of Spinacia oleracea (spinach), 14532 nucleotides long. RefSeq lists its product as uncharacterized. Gene Ontology annotation, molecular function: protein binding; protein serine/threonine kinase activity. The coding region runs from base 164 to 11491 and encodes 3775 amino acids. The transcript is spliced from 15 exons. The record is from RefSeq and is a predicted model, not a curated record. Gene Ontology annotation, cellular component: nucleus. Gene Ontology annotation, biological process: nuclear-transcribed mRNA catabolic process, nonsense-mediated decay; phosphorylation. NCBI's taxonomy places the organism in Eukaryota, Viridiplantae, Streptophyta, Magnoliopsida, Caryophyllales, Amaranthaceae.
AUCAACCGUCUUCUAAUUUAUUUACCCUCCAAAAUCUCAGCAAUUUCUCAAAACUUUCUCCGGCGAGUCAAAACCUCAACAACAAUGGCAGUUUUAAUUCCAGACCAUCUGAAAGAAUCCUUAUUUUAAGAGAGAGAAAUGCAAAAGCACGACGAAGAAGAAGAUGCAAGGACUUCACCAUCAACAGCAGCAGCUUGGUGCGCUUCUCACCGUCGCACUCGCCAAAGACGACCCUUCCUUAACCACCGCCUCUUCUUCCACCACUUCCGCCGCGGCAACGUCAUCUUCCUCCUCCGCCACUCAAGAAGCCGAUGAGUCGAAUCGACUCGCUGCCGUCAACUCGCUCCACCGGCUGAUUGUAUAUCCUCCCAACUCAGUCCUUGUUUCUCACUCCGCUACCUUUCUAUUUCAAGGCUUCUCUCAGCUCCUCACUGAUAAAUCAUAUUCAAUCCGCCGGGCAGCAGCUACUGCAUAUGGAGCACUUUGCUCUAUGUUGUGUUCAGUUCCAUCGGGGUCUAACGGAAGACAGAACCAUGUUUUACUGGGAAAUUUGGUUGACCGUUUUAUUAAUUGGGCUUUGCCAUUGUUGAGUAACAUCAUUGUUAAUGAUGGAUCAGUGGAGCUGGCUCUGGAAAGUCUACGUGAGUUCCUUAGUGUAGGGGAUGUAGGGGCAACAGAACGGUAUGCUUUUCCAAUACUCAAAGCGUGUCAAGAAUUGCUUGAGGAUGAGAGGACCUCCUUGAACCUGCUACAUCAGCUUUUGGGUGUUUUAACUGUGAUAUCCUUGAAGUUUUUUAGAUGUUUCCAGCCCCACUUUGUUGAUAUUGUUGAUCUGCUUCUCGGAUGGGCAAUGCUACCUGAUCUUGCUGAAUCUGAUAGACAAGUUAUUAUGGGCAGCUUCUUGCAGUUUCAAAAAUAUUGGGUGAGUAAUCUGCAGUUCCCUUUGGGAUUGCUGUCCAAUUUUUUAGGUGAUAUGGAUAAGCUGCUUCAAGAUGGUAGUCCUGGAACUCCUGGAACUCCCCAACAUUUUCGUAGACUGCUAGCUUUUUUUUCUUGUUUCUCGACUGUACUGAAAUCGACGGCUUCAGGGUUAUUGGAAAUUAAUCUUCUUGAACAGAUAAUUGAGCCUCUGAGUAAGAUGAUUCCGCAGUUGCUGGGAUGCCUGUCAUUGAUGGGGAAAAAAUUUGGGUGGUCAAAAUGGAUUGAGGAUUCUUGGAGAUGUUUGACUCUCUUGGCUGAAAUAUUACGUGAAAAGUUUGCCGUAUUUUAUCCACUUGCUCUUGAUGUUUUGUUUCUGAGUUUGGAUAUGGAUGACAGUACAAAAGCUGCUGGAGGUGGGAGAAUUACGUCCUUUCAGAUUCACGGUGUUCUAAAAACUAAUCUUCAGUUGUUGUCUCUGCAAAAGCUGGGGCUUCUCCCUUCCUCCGUUCAUAAGAUUUUGCGGUGGGAUUCUCCAAUUUCUCUGCUGCGUUUACAUCCCAAUCAUUUAGUGACAGCAAGUGCUGCUGCUACUUAUGUUUUCUUGCUUCAACAUGGGAAUGAUGAAGUUGUUGAACAUUCAAUUAACUCGCUGUUUGUAGAGAUGGCCUUGUUGAAGGACAUGUUAGAAAAUUUCCUUGUCAGUAGAGAGGUGGAUAAUAACCAUCUCAGCGACGAUUCUUACUCAAAAACGGAGUUGUUUGCCUUGAUUAAGUUCAACUUGAAAGUCUUAAUGAGCUGCAUUUGCUUGGACAAGGCAGAUAGUUUGAUUUCCUCACCUGAAAUGGCUAAUUUGUUGCGCAAAAGGUCAGAAUGUCUGGCAUUAUUUGUAAUAACGAAGCUGUAUCCUUUCCAGUUGUCUGUCAAAAGCUGUGUAGAACUGCAAGUGGUUGUUCUCGAGACAUUGGGUAGGAUUUCUUCAGUCGAGCUAUUGAGCAAGUACUCCAUUGAGUUUUGCAGCAAAGAUUCCAUUCAGAAGACAAAUGGAGUAAGCAUGGAUGGUAAUAUCAUUGUUGAGCAUUUGAACAAAUACAGCACCAUCAUUUUGAAAGCUCUUGAAGUUAAUUCGCCUCUUGCUGCUAAAGUCAAAGCCCUUGAUUGGAUUCAUAAAUCAUGUGAGGAUGCAACUAAAAUAUACGAAAAUUUGAAUAUAAACGUAAGUCCUUAUGAUGAUUCAAAAUAUGGUUCUGCUAUAUGGACUCUGGUUUCCUCUGUACUUGGUGCUGCAUUCGACAGGGAAGCAAAAGUGAGGUUGCAGGUGGCUACAGUAUUUGACAUGCUUUUACGAGCAAAACUUGUUCAUCCCAGACACUUCUAUCAGUUGGCAGAGCUAGUCCUUGAAAAGCUUGGUGAUCCAGAUGCUACUGUAAGAAGUGCUUUUGUAAAGCGUCUUUCCCUUUUCCUCCCUGUUGCUGUUUAUCUUUGUGGUUCAUCGGAUUGUGGAACAGUUACAACAGGCAGGCUCUCUUUCUGCAAGUCAGGAAAUAGAGCUGACUUGCACUGGAGACACGUGUUUUCCCUGAAGCAGUUGCCACAACGUCUGCAACCGCAGCAGCUGGUUUCUAUUUUGAGUUACAUCUCGCAACGAUGGAAGGCGCCUCUUUCUUCCUGGAUUCAACGUCUUAUUCAACAUUGUAGUCAUGCAAAGGACUUGACUCAAAGUCUGGAGGAAACAGGAAGCUCUAGUGGCAAUAGUAUAUGGCUGGACAUAAAAUUUGAGGUUGAUGUUCUUGAAAGAACUAGUUUGGUGAAUAAUUUAGCUGGUGUAUGGUGGGCUUUACAUGAGGCUGCUCGAUAUUGUACAGCUAGUCGUCUCCGAACUAAUCUUGGUGGACCAACUCAAACUUUUGCAGCUUUAGAGAGAAUGCUUCUGGAUGUAUCACAUAUGCUGCAAAUUGAUAGCGAGCAAAAUGAUGGAGGUUUAAGUAUUAUAGGUUCCAGCGGUGCCCGUUUAUUGCCUAUGAGGUUAUUACUGGAUUUUGUUGAGGCGUUGAAGAAAAAUGUAUACAAUGCUUAUGAAGGUUCUUCUGUGCUGCCUCUUGCUUCUCGUCAGAGUUCCUUAUUUUUCCGAGCAAACAAAAAGGUUUGUGAGGAGUGGUUUUCUCGCAUUUGUGAACCAAUGAUGAAUGCCGGGUUGGCAUUACAGUGCCAUGAUGCUAUUAUCCAGUAUUGUUCUCUACGGUUACAGGAACUCAAAAGUUCAGUGGUUUCUUCCUUUAGGGAAAAGUCUCGAACUCAGGCGAGUGAGAAUCCACAUGAUUUCAGGGGAAGGUUAAGUAGAGAUGUUAUGCGAGUUGUACAACACAUGGCUCUGGCUCUGUCUAAAAAACAUGAAUCGGCAACUUUGAUUGGCUUGCAGAAAUGGGUGUAUUUGAGCUUUUCUUCUUUGUUGGAUGAAAACAAACAGGCUGGUAAUAGCUAUCAGUUUUAUGGACCUUUCUCGUGGAUCACUGGUAUGGUACAUCAGGCAGAAGGACAAUAUGAAAAGGCUGCUGCCGUCUUUACUCAUUUGCUACAGACAGAGGAAUCUCUAAGUUCUAUGGGAGCCAAUGGAAUACAAUUCAUAAUUGGACGUGUCAUUGAGAGUUAUUGUGCAAUUUCAGAUUGGCAAUCGCUUGACUCUUGGUUACUGGAGCUGCAAGCUUUACGGGCAAAGCAUGCUGGAAAAAGUUAUUCAGGUGCUUUAACUAUUGCUGGAAAUGAAAUGAAUGCAAUCCAUGCAUUAGCUCAUUUUGAUGAGGGUGACUUCCCGGCAGCAUGGGCAUCCUUGGAUUUAACACCCAAAAGCAGCUCUGAACUUACUCUUGAUCCCAAAUUGGCAUUGCAAAGGAGUGAGCAGAUGCUUUUGCAGGCAUUGCUUUAUAAAGCUGAAGACAAAAUGGAUAUGGUGCCUGAUGAGAUGCAGAAGGUCAAGUUAUUGCUAGAUGAAGUUUUAACUAUCCUCCCAUUAGAGGGAUUUCCAGAGGCAGCACCAUAUGCCAUACAUUUGCACUGCAUACAUGCGUUAGAAGAGGAUUGCAGAUUUACUAAAAUUCAGGAGAAACCUGAACAGUUUGAAUCAGUAUUAAAUUCUCUUUGGCAAGGAUCUAAACUGCCUAUGAGUGUUGUCCACCAAGAUUGUAGCUCGUGGCUGAAACUUCUCAGGGUCUACAAAACCAUCCUGCCUACCUCGUCUGUAACCUUGCACCUGUGCAAGGAUCUAAUGUGUUUAGCUCGAAAGCAAGGAAAUUUAGGGUUGGCAAACCAUCUUAAGAAGUAUCUCAGGGAUCAAACUGAUAAUUACUCAGAGGCAAGUAACCACCUUUUUCUAACAUCAAGUUUGCAGUAUGAGGAUAUUCUGCUGAUGUACUCUGAAAAGAAGUUUGUGGAUGCAUUCACAAAUAUGUGGUCAUAUGUUAAGUCCGCCUUCUUUUCUUUAAAAACGGUAGGGCCUGCUGCUGAUGAUAGUCAAUUGAAGGCUAAGGCAUGUCUGAAGUUCUCGAAUUGGUUGAGGCGGGAUUAUGCUGAUUUUAGCUUGGAAAAUUUUGUUCUGGAUAUUCUUUCUGACUUCGGCCAGUUUCGUGAAAGUAACGAAUCCAUGGUAGAAGAAAAGUUGAUCUCUAAACCAUGCACACACAUAGUAAUUGAGGAAAUUGUGGGUGCAGCAACAAAGUUGUCAACACACCUUUGCCCUACUAUGGGCAAGUCUUGGAUUUCAUAUGCAUCUUGGUGUUUUUCUCAAGCUAAAGAGAGUCUUUGCCCAUCUCAGGGAACUGUCCUCCUUUCGUCCUCUUUUUCUUUAGUCCUUGAUCAAGAGUUGGUCCCAAAGAUGACCAGUUUAACUGAGGAUGAGAUAUCAAGAGUUGGAUCUGUUAUCUCAGAGCUUCUUUGUGUAGAUGAUUCAAGUGAAAGGGAAGAGGGGAGCUCCUUUGUUGGAUCAUCUAAUGACUUGAAUCGUCUAAAUUACAAAACAUCUUUGGUGCAAAAAGUAGUGAACGUAAUUGAAGCUGCAGCAGGAGUACCUGGUGUGGAAACUUUUGGUGCUGAAUCUCUUUCAGCUGCUGUAUCUUCUCAACUUUGGAUGACCUUUCUUGAUCAAAAUCUUCAAAUAAAAGAAAUUGUUAUAUCCUCUUCUGUCAAUGUCUUGGUUGAUAUUUGGUUGUCUUUGAGGAAGAGAAGAGUUUCUUUAUUUGGACACGCUGCUCAUGGUUUCAUACAGUACCUUUCCUACUCUUCUUCAAGACUUGUUAGUUUCACUUCCAUAGAUCGUGACUGCGGAUCCUUAAGUGAAAAAACUGGAAGCUUAAUACUAAGGGCUACUUUGUACAUACUACAUAUUCUGCUUAACUACGGGUUGGAGUUGAAGGAUACACUUGAACCUGCCCUUUCUGCAGUGCCAUUGUUGCCUUGGCAGGAAGUAACACCACAACUAUUUGCUCGAUUAUGUUCUCAUCCAGAACCUGAAACACGGAAGCAAUUGGAGGGCUUGCUAAUUAUGCUGGCAAAGUCAUCUCCUUGGUCUGUUGUGUAUCCAACUCUUGUUGAUGUUAAUGCUUCUGAUGAAGAGCCGCCAGAGGAGCUUCAGCGUAUUUUGGAUUGUUUGAUGAAGCUUUAUCCUAGACUGGUGCAAGAUGUUAAACUCAUGAUUUAUGAACUGGGAAAUGUAACUGUUCUCUGGGAGGAACUAUGGCUCAGCACUCUUCAAGAUCUUCAUGGAGAUGUGCUUAGGCGGAUAAACUUGCUGAAAGAGGAAGCUGCAAGGAUCUCAGAAAACAUUACUCUCAGCCACAGUGAGAAAGUCAAAAUAAAUGCUGCAAAGUAUUCUGCCAUGAUGGCCCCAGUUCUUGUGGCCUUGGAGCGUCGUCUUGCUUUGAUUUCUAGGAAACCUGAGACUCCACAUGAGAAAUGGUUCCAGGAUGAGUACAAAGAGCUGAUAAAAUCUGCCCUUUUAGCCUUUAAAUCUCCUCCUGCAUCUGCUUUAGCACUUGGAGAUGUCUGGCGACCAUUUGAUAAUAUCGCUGCAUCCUUAGCGUCUUAUCAGAGAAAGUCAGAAGUAUGUUUGCAAGACGUUGCACCACAACUGGCUCUCUUGUCAUCUUCUGAUGUUCCCAUGCCUGGGCUUGAGAAGCAAAAGCAAGUAAUGCUGUCUGAAACUGACAGAGACUUCAGUAGCUCUUCACUGGGUAUUGUCACAAUAGCUUCUUUCUCUGAACAAGUGGCUAUCCUGUCAACCAAGACUAAACCUAAGAAACUUGUUAUUCAGGGUUCUGAUGGUGGAAAGUACACAUAUCUUUUAAAGGGUAGAGAAGAUUUACGACUUGAUGCUCGAAUCAUGCAACUUUUGCAAGCGGUUAACAGUUUUCUUCAUUCAAAUUCUGAAACUAGAAGUCGAUCGGUUGGUAUUCGUUACUAUUCUGUGACACCAAUUAGUGGUCGUGCUGGUCUCAUUCAGUGGGUGGAUAAUGUAAUAAGCAUUUACAGUAUUUUCAAGUCUUGGCAGCAAAGAGUUCAAAUGGCCCAGGUUAUGGCCACUGGUGGCAGCAAUGCCAAAAAUGCAGUUCCUCCACCUGUUCCCCGGCCAAGUGACAUGUUUUAUGGCAAAAUAAUACCAGCACUAAAAGAGAAAGGUAUAAAAAGAGUUAUUUCAAGGCGAGAUUGGCCUCAUGAAGUCAAGCUUAAGGUUCUCUUGGAUCUUAUGAAAGAGACUCCCAGGCAGCUUCUUCAUCAAGAACUCUGGUGUGCAAGUGAGAGUUUCAGUGCUUUCAACUCAAAACUCAAAAGGUAUUCUGGUAGCUUAGCUGCAAUGAGUAUGGUGGGCCACAUUUUUGGCCUUGGGGAUAGACAUUUGGAUAACAUUCUGAUAGACUUUUUUAGUGGGGAUAUUGUACAUAUUGAUUAUAAUGUAUGUUUUGAGAAAGGACAAAGGUUAAAAGUUCCCGAGAUUGUGCCAUUCCGCCUUACUCAAACACUUGAAGCUGCUCUAGGGUUGACAGGAGUAGAAGGAGUCUUCAGGGAAAAUUGUGAAGCAGUAAUCGGUGUUCUUAGACGGAAUAAAGAUUUACUUCUCAUGUUAUUGGAGGUCUUUGUGUGGGAUCCGCUGGUGGAGUGGACACGUGGAGAUUUCCAUGAUGAUGCUGCCGUUGGGGGUGAGGAAAGAAAGGGUAUGGAGUUGGCUGUCAGCUUAAGUUUGUUUGCUUCUCGUGUGCAAGAGAUGCGUGUCCCUUUACAGGAACAUCAUGAUCUGCUACUAGCUAGUGCCCCAGCUGUUGAGUCUUCUUUCGAGAGAUUUUUGAAUAUCUUAAACCACUACGAGCUUGUCUCAGCUAUAUUUUACCAUGCCGACCAAGAGAGGUCUACUCUUCUUAUCAAUGAAACGUCUGCAAAAUCACUUGUUGCAGAAGCAACUUCUCAUUGGGAAAAAUCUCGUGCCCAUUAUGAAGUUCAGGCUCGGGAGUUCUCUCAGGCGAAGGGUGGUGUUGGCGAGAAAGUCCAAGAAGCAACUACUUGGUUAGAGCAACAUGGGAGAUACCUUGAUGCUUUACGGAAUGAUUCAAUAUCUAUCAGAGCCAGCAUAAAACAGAGUUGCGUGGAAGACGCCUUAUCUCUUACAUCAGCUGUUUCAGUAGCAGGGGUUCCAUUGUCUAUUGUUCCUGAACCCACACAAGCUCAAUGCCAUGAAAUAGACAGGGAUGUUUCGCAGCUCAUAGCUGAGUUGGACGAUGGAGUUUCUUGUGCAGUAAUAACACUUCAAGCAUAUGCUCUUUCUCUACAGAGAUUCUUACCCUUAAAUUACAUUGCAACAAGCCCUGUACACAGUUGGGCACAAGUCUUACAACUGUCUGUCAAUACGCUUUCUCCUGAUAUGCUUUCCCUAGCGAGAAGGCAGGCUGGUGAACUUAUUUCUAAGACACCUGGGGAUGGUCUUGAUUAUGUCAGGCAUCGCCGGGAUGAUCUCUGUCUUAAAAUGAAGAGAUUUGCUCUAGAGAUAGAGAAACUUGAGGAUGAGUAUGCUGGACUUGUAAACUCUAUCGGCUCGGAAGCAGAAUUGAAGGCUAAGAAUCGUAUUCAAUCUGCUUUUGUGAAUUAUAUGCAAUCCAGUGGGUUUACAAGGAAUGAGGAUCUUUUUCCUUCUCUUCCGCAUAUACAAUUUAAACAUGAGAGUAGUAGAGAUAGUAAAGUAGAAGUUGAUAUGAAGAAAGAGAAGAUGUUGUCUGUUCUAUAUGUAGCCUUAUGUUCUCUGUAUGAUGACGUGAAACAUAAGGUACUCAACAUACUCAAUGAGGUAAUUACCUCUGGAACUGGGGGCAGUUUGCCUCAGUCUAACUUUGGAAUGGUAUUUUUUGAGCUAGAAGAGCAAAUAGAAAAAUGUGUACUAGUUGUGGACUUUGUUUUCGAGCUUCAGCAUUCUGUUGGUUACGGAGUAGCAACCGGUGAUUCCGAAGUUUCAAACGAGAACUGGGCUUCCAUUUUUAAAGCUACUUUGUUGUCAUGUAAGGAAUUCGUUGUACAUAUGAGUGAAGUUAUUUUGCCAGAGCUUAUAAAAUCCAUUGUUUCCAUUGAUUCAGAAGUAGUGGAUGCUUUUGGGGCCUUGUCCAAUAUCCGGGGGUCUGUUGAAACUGCAUUGGAAAAGCUUGUUGAGGUUGAAGUAGAGAGGGCGUCCCUGGAGGAACUGGAAAAGGGAUACUUUGUGAAGGUUGGUCUCAUUACGGAGCAGCAGUUGGCUCUUGAAGAAGCUUCUAUGAAAGGAAGAGACCAUCUUUCUUGGGAGGAGGCAGAGGAACUUGCUUCUCAAGAAGAAGCUUGUAGGGAACAAUUAGACCAACUUAACCACACAUGGAAUCAAAAGGAUGCACGGAGCUCUUCUUUAAUCAAAAGAGAAGCUGAUAUUAGAGAUGGUUUGGUUUCUUCAGAACACCAUUUUCUAUCUCUUCUUGGUUCUGAGGAAGAGAGAUUGGUUCAUGGUUUCAGAAGCAAUGCUUUGUUAUCUACACUGGACAUACCUUUCUCUGAAUUAGAGUCUCUAGACAAGACACUCCUUUCGUACUGUGGUUCGAGUUUUUGUCAAAAUGACAUAUCCAAGUUAGCUAAUUUUCUCUCUUCUGGAUGCCAAAUGUCUGAAUAUAUCUGGAAAUUUAAAGGAUUACUGAAUGGUGUUGAUUUUUUUGCUUGGAAAGUUGCAGUGAUGGAUUCCGUCCUUGAUAUUACCAUCCAUAAUGUAUCUUCAUCUAUUGAUCAGAAUUUGGGUAUGGAUCAGCUUGUCGACACUAUCAAAAAAAAGCUGGCAGCACAUCUCCAGGUUGUGAUAAGCCUAUACAUUAAAGAGCGAAUAGCUCCUGCAUUAGUUCACUGCUUAGAUAAAGAGGUUGAAAACUUGAAGCAACAGAUGGAAGGGUUUAAAGAGUUUGGAUUUGAUAAAUUGAAGAAGGAUCUUAGUGGUGAGAAAAGGAUGAAAGUAAUGCUUGAAGAGUACUGCAAUGCACAUGAAACUGUCAGAGCAGCAAGGUCAGCUGCAUCUCUUUUGAGGAGGCAAGUGAAUGAGCUCAAGGAGGUUAUUAAAAGAACAAGCCUAGAGAUUAUUCAAAUGGAAUGGAUGAAUGAUAUGACCUUAACUCCUUCACAUGAUAAUCGGAUUAUAGCUCAUAAAUUUCUAGAAAGUGAUGACAAGAUGUAUCCUCUUGUUCUUGAUAUCCACCGACCGAAUUUGUUGGAAAAGAUGCAAUCUUCUGUCUCUAAGAUAGCUAGUUCAAUUGAAUGCUUGCAGUCUUGUGAAAGAACCUCCAUUACAGCUGAAGGGCAACUGGAAAGAGCCAUGAAUUGGGCUUGUGGUGGCCCAAACUCUGGCGUGGCUGGCAAUUCCAUCUACAAGGGUGCCAAAAUUCCUUCUGAGUUUCAUGAUCAUUUGAUGCAAAGAAAAAAACUUCUGCAGGAAGCUCGAGAGAAGGCUACUGACAUUAUGAGAGUUUCUUUGUCAGUUUUGGAGUUUGAAGCAUCAAGAGACGGAAUUCUUUGUAUUGCAGGUGAAAAUUUUCCAUUUAGAACUAGUGCAGAUGGGAGGGCAUGGCAGCAAGGAUAUUUAAAUACAUUGGCAAGGCUGGAAGUUUCUUUCCAUUCUUUCUCUCGGGCUGAACAGGAAUUGAAUUUAGCAAAGAACAGCAUGGAAGCUGCGUCCAAUGGUUUAUUUUCUGCCUCUAAUGAACUCUCCGUGGCUUCUCUGAAAGCAAAGUCAGCUUCAGGAGAUUUACAAACGACUUUGCUUCAAAUGAGAGAUUGUGCAUAUGAAGCUAGUGUCUCUCUCUCUGCUUUUUGUCGCGUUGCAAAGGGCCAUACUGCUUUGACAUCUGAAUGUGGUUCAAUGCUUGAAGAGGUGUUAGCUAUCAGCGAUGGUCUUCAUGAUGUGCAUAACUUGGGAAAAGAGGCUGCAGCUAUGCAUUGUUUCCUCAUGGAAUCAAUAUCGAAGGCAAGUGAGACAGUCUUUCCUCUAGAGUCAGUAUUGUCUAAGGACGUAACUGCAAUGACUGAUGCUAUGGCCAAGGAAAGAGAGACCAUAAUGGAGAUAUCUCCUACUCAUGGGCAAGCCAUACACCAAUCCUAUUAUCCAAGAAUUAAAGAGGCUUUCCAGGCUUUUAAGCCCCUGGUUCCAUCGCUAGAGUCUUCUGUGAAGGAACUGUACUCUUCCCUGACUAAGCUUGCUCACUGUGCAAGUGUCCAUGCUGCUAAGUUGCAUAAGGCUGUUGAAGGUGUAGAAGGCACCCUGGAGGCAGGGUCACAGGAACUUAAUUUGUCAAGGGAAGACCUCAUUGAAAGCUAUACGGAGUAUGAUGACAUGGAUGGAGUUAUAUUGGGUGAAUUUGACGGAGAGAAGGAUGAACCUUCAGUGGAAGUCAACGUUUUGUCUGCUGAAGAUAAAGGAUGGGUAUCUCCUCCAGAUAGCAUAUAUAGUAGCAGCUCUGGUGGGGAAAGUUUUUCAGGUGAAGACAGUCCUUCUAAUGGAUUAGGUCUCCAAGAAUCUCUGGAGAAUCUUUCAAUUAUCUCCAAUAACAAAGAGGAUGGAGAUCACAAGGAACUUCUAUUCACUGAAGCAGAACAGCAGAAUAUCUUGCAUGCUAUGUCAAAACAGAUGGAGGUCAAAGGGGAUAAGGCCGAUCUAUCUUUGGGUGUACUGCCUAGUGCCCCGAAAGAUGGUGUCUGUUUUAUGAAGAAACUGUCAGAAAAUGCACUUCCCUGCAUGCUAAAAGAAGAGCACUUAGGCGUGAAUCUUGAAGGGAAAUCUGAAGCAGCAGCCUCAUCAAAGCGAGUUGUAGCUGGAGAUGACAGUCAGAAUGAUCAAUUUAAAAAAGAUAGUGUUCGAGCAAUUAAGGGUAAAAACGCUUUUGCUAUAUCAGUCUUAAGGCGUAUUGAGAUGAAAUUAGACGGCCGAGAUAUUUCUGAAAACAGAGAAUUAAGUAUCGGAGAGCAGGUAGAUUAUCUGCUGAAGCAAGCUACUAGUGCAGAUAAUCUCUGCAACAUGUAUGAAGGUUGGACGGCGUGGAUUUGAGUCUGUAAGACAGAUGCUCCCGUGAAUGGAUUUAGCACCAACGGAUAAUGUGGUGGUACACCCACGCAUGGUGACUCAUUAACAUCAGGUUAAUGAUUGUGGCGUGGCAGGCCUUUGACAUGAGCAGUUUUUGAUUAACCCUGCGACUCACCUCAGUUAGUGCCCAAAAAGAAGAAUGCAGGUCUUUUUGGGUGAGAGGCUGCUGUGCUGUUUAAGUGCAUAAUAUUGGGAUAAAGGGGAUCUGGUUCUGUUGAAAGAACAGUUGGAAGAUAAAAUGAGCUUAUCUUCUCCGUAGCACCAUGGAAAGAUGCUAACAGAUUUUUGGAAUGAAAGAAGACUAUAUUUGGUAUUCUUCUGUUCGUUCUCAGAGACUUAAUAAUAGCAGUGCCGUGGCCUUUCACAGUCGUUUUGUCUAAAGAUCCCGAGUAUAGGGUUCAAAACUUGCAUUCUGUGGCCCAUUUUUUCCGUCCCUCAUGAAAUUUGUGGUUAUGAACUUGGGAGGUCGCAACUUCUGCAUGUGGGUUAGGGAACUAGUUUGUUGCUGGUGGAAGAAUCUGAGAUAGGUCAUUAUGCAGUAUCCACUUUGAUGAGUUCCAAAGCAGAAUCAGGUACUCAGUCGCAAUCCUCUGCUUUCCGACCUUUUUUACUACAAAUCGUGAUGAUUCUGACUCUGCAAGUCAGUGUCACAAUUUCACCUUAGUAUUAUGAAAGAACCACUUAUACGGAUGCGGUAGCUGGAAUCUGAGAAAAUGCUGGAUGACUCUCUUAAAAUAUGUUUGUGUAUUAUGAUUUUGUAUUCUAUCUACCGUCUUGGUAGAAGGUGGUUCACGUCUUCACGAUACACACAUCUUACUCUUAGUGGAUUUGGAGGUUGUUUACUGGCUUCAAGUUUGAGUUUAGAUCUUCUUAAUCUGAAAAAUACGAGUCACCUUGGCAUGAAAGUUGAACGUGCCCUUCUGAUCUCGAUAACAGGGAAACUCACAGUCUGUUCAUGUCUUUGUGAUGGUGAUGAUGUUCACAUGAUAUGGGGUUCUAAUCACGAUAGGAUCUGAAUUAUUGAGUUUCAGCUUGAGCUUGGCUCUGCAGCUAUCUCCACUUUCCCUAUCUCAAGGUAAAUUGUAUGAUACAAGUAUAUAUCUUUUUAUUUAAAAUUGUUUAGAAAAAACUUUCAGGUUUUUUUUAUGCAAGUGAUAAAUCAGACUAGAUUUUUCACUGACAGCAGAUUUUAGCAAUUUAAAAUGAUAUAUUUUUGGUGAAAUCAUGUUAUAUUUGUGAUUAUAUUGGGAUUCAGAUUGAAGGCAUGAAGGGGGAUAUGGAUAUCUCGUAAAGAGGAAGUAUUUUCGGAUAUCAGAUAUGUGAUUGUAAAGCUUUAUGAGUACCAAAAUCUAAUGGCAACCUCUAGAUAAAGAUGGUCCAUGGCGUGUCAGGCCACAUUUUCCAAAUUGGCAGUCAUGCAAGGCGCUUGUGCCAUAGUGGGUUGACAAUUUCACGUUUUGUUCACCUGUAGUGUAUUUCCAUACUUGACCGGGACCGGACUAGAAAAAUCGGUCAAAUCCGGACUGUACCGGGUAAAAUUGUUCCAAACCGGACAGGACUAGUUUGGAUUCGUUAUAGGCUUUUUUUGGAAGCUAAAUAAAGUACGAAGUAUCAACAAUAUAUAUAAGCUAACAUAUUAAAGGAGAAAAUUAACAUUUUCAAAUUAAAUUUUUUGAAGGAAAAAUUGGACAAGUCUAAAACCCGCUUUUAAAGAGCUUUGGACCGGACUGAAGACUAGAAAAUAAUAUUUUCAGAACCGGAGUUUAGACCGAUUGCCUCCGAUCUGGUCCCUUUUUCCAGCCCUAUUACUUUCAACAAACAUGUGGCCUAGCCACGACGAGAAACAUCCCAAGUUCUCAACGCACAUAGUAAUAUGAUGCUCUACUUAUUUUGUGUUGGGUCGAACAACCACUUUUAUGUCUAGACUAGUCUUGCCGUUUUGAAAUGGUUGCAUUCGAUUCUAGACACUAUUUACAAAUUUCAGUUUAACUAUCAUUGUAUGAUCUACGCACAAGGAAGAACAUAGUCGUGAGAAAUUUUGUUUGAUUCAUCUUAACAAGAAUUUCGAAAUAUCUUUUUAUAAUUUAUAAGUUUUACGAAUAUAAAAUAAGAAAUAUUAAUGUUCAAACAUUUUCAUCAACGAGCAUGAAGAGACAAAGUGAUUAUUGUGUCGGUAACUUUUGUGUAAGACCGCCUUACCAGAAAGACCACUUUAAUUGCUUAACUAAUUGAUUUCAUUGCUUAACUAAUUAGUUUCAUUAUUUAACUAAUUGAUUUCAGUGCUUAACUAAUUAGUUCAAGUAUUUAACUAAUUGAUUUCAUUGCUUAACUUAUAUGACAUCAAUGUGGUCUUUUGUAUUAUUAUAUUGUGCAGUAUAUGAAAAAAAAUAAAAGAAAAAGAAUAGACCCCAGUUUUCUAGUCACCAAAACAGCAGCCUGAAACCUCGGAUUGCCGCGUAUCAAAAUCCACAGUAAUACUAAACUAGUUCAGUACCCCCACAGUUUACAACUUUUCCCACUUGCCUUACUUAUAGUAUAAAUUGUUCUUCACCUGUUGUCUAAUCAUAAUCACAUCAAUUAACACAAACCUUCACCAAUUCACAUUAAACCCAAACUUCUAUUUUUAGGCUGCUUAAUAAAAAUGUCAGCACUGGUUAGUGUAUGGUGCAAUCAGGUAACCAAGAAGCGUGAACAGAGUCAAGCCAAGCCUUCCAACUCGCCACCGCCUUCUUCUUCUGCCUCGUCGAGCACGAUUCAGGAUAAAUCGGGUCAGCCCAAAUGGGCUCGGGCCUUACAUUUGAAGAUGCCUGCUUCUCUGUGUUCUGACUCCACCCUCUCUAUGUUUAUGGACUGUGUUUGCGCUUGAAAAGAUGAACCAUUCUAGGCUUCAUCUUCAGUCUCUUUUGUUAUUUUGUGUUCCCUUAUUUUAGAGUGUCUUUGCAAUUAUGUAUACUAAAACUUGUUGAAACUUUGAGACAGAAAUAAAAAUGCUGUACAUAUUGCUA